UGUUUCAUGAAAACUGAAACUGAAAGCAAACGCAGUGUGAGAAGCCGGCACAGACUGAAGCAGACAGGACUCAGCGCCUCCAUUCUCAGACGCUCGGUGUGGUGUUUAGGCUGAAUCAUGGACGUACAGGACGUUAAAGCGGCGCAGCGUAAAGUUGAAACCAGAGCAAAGCCAAGUCCUAAAGGUCUCACACCAGCAAGACAAAGGCAGAAAGUGAAGCAACAACCAUCAGAGGAAUCCGCCCCGGUGGCCGAGCAGGUGAUCACCCAGGAACUCGCCAACUGGAUCAAACAAAACGCCAAUAACCUCAAGAUCCGGCAGACGGACCGCCGCUGGGCUGCUGAGGUGGUCAACGAUUUCCGAGAAAACCUGCUGAGGUUCCUGAGGAGCUGCACCGAUCAGCCUUUGUUCCAGUCCGCAGACUUCCUCACCACUGGCAGCUAUUUUGAGAAAGUGAAGAUCCACAGCCCCGACGAGUUUGACAUGAUGCUGAAGCUUCAGGUUCCGAAUCGCCUCACCAUUGCGGAACUGGACCGAGGCCUGUUCUACCGGAUCGACCUCACGCGGUCCACCCGGACCCCCGUACAAGCCUUCCUGCUGGAGAACCAGCUCACCCUGUCGUCCAGAAAAGUCCUGACCGAGACGUACCGCCUGGUCCGCAAGUUCCUCAAGACCUACAAAGUCCCUGACGAAUGCUGUCGCUGGGAGGUGAACAGGAAGAAUCCGUACUCUCCGGCUGUCACUUUGUCUUUGUGCAGAACUGACAAGAGCAGCGACGAACUGAUCUCUGUGGAUGUAGUUCCUGCUCUGGAGGUCCAGGGCUGGCCGGCUCCAGUCCGCAACGGUCCAGAUGUGGACAACUGGCUGGGAAAGAAGGCUCGCCAAGAAAUCAGAGGUUUACCGUGUUACUAUGUGCCAAAGAGGCUCAAAGGACGGAACCUCAGUGAAGACGCCAAAGAGAGUUGGAGGAUUUCAUUCUCUCACAUCGAGAAGAAAAUGAUCACGUCUCACGGCAACAAGAAAACCUGCUGCGAGAGCAACGCCACCAAAUGCUGCCGAAAGCAGUGCUUAAAGCUCCUGAAGUCUCUGAUUGAGGGUCUGAAACAACGUUUUCCCGACGAACUGGAUGAUCUGUGUUCGUACCACGGGAAGACCGUCUUCCUCCACACCCUGUCCUCCAGGUUCGAGGACUCCAUGUGGACCCGUCAGCAGCUGCCCUCCUGCUUCCUGCAGCUCGUCUUGGCUCUGGAGGAUCGCGCUCGUGAAGGCUUCCUUCCUCACUUCUUUGUCCCUGAAUGCAACCUCUUCUCUCCGGCCGUCUUCCAUCGCAGAGGGCUGGCUUUCCUGGUCAGCGCUCUGGAGGAGCAGCGGAGGGAAGGUCUGCCGCUGCUGAAGCCUGCAGAUCCAGUUCCACCUCUGAGACCAAAAACCAUCUCAGCAGAAACCUUCACCGAGGUCUCCACUGAAGAGUCUGCAGCUGUGAGGCCUGCUGUUGGGACUAAACUGGUCCUUAUGUUUGCUGUAGCUUUGGUUUGUCUCUCAUUUCUCAUACAAACGAUGGGAGCCGGCAACAAUUACUGAAGACAUUAGACAUAAAUUAGGUGAAAGCAUGAAAUAAAGGAUAUUAUGCCAUAUUUAUUUCACUCAUCCUGCAGAAGACAUAAAUAUGAACUGAGCUGUCACUGUGGAUCUCAUUUUAUUCUAUUUCAAAUUUGUAACUAACUAUAUGAAUGGUACGGGUAUAUUUAACUACAUUAGAAAUGUUUCCCAAGUGGAUUUUAGAAAUGUGCAAUGUGAAAGGCAAACUACUAUCAUUGUUUGCCUUUAGUGCUAAUUAUUUUUACAAUUUUUAAACAUUAUUAUAUAUUGAGCUGCUUUUAAAGAAAACUUUUAAACUUUUUUCACAUAUUUAGCCAUUUUUUUCAUUACUUAUUUUAGAUGAUUAAUAAAAAUUCCUGUUUAUAAAAA
Molecule: messenger RNA, 1968 nt
Organism: Stegastes partitus (bicolor damselfish)
Lineage: Eukaryota; Metazoa; Chordata; Actinopteri; Pomacentridae
Product: cyclic GMP-AMP synthase
Exons: 10
Coding region: 118-1581 (487 amino acids)
Biological process (GO): paracrine signaling; DNA damage response; negative regulation of double-strand break repair via homologous recombination
Cellular component (GO): cytosol; nucleus; site of double-strand break
Molecular function (GO): double-stranded DNA binding; 2',3'-cyclic GMP-AMP synthase activity; chromatin binding
Source: RefSeq, a predicted model, not a curated record